Myotis davidii is the source of this 810-nucleotide messenger RNA. Its product is annotated as thymosin beta-15A-like. The transcript has a single exon. Gene Ontology annotation, biological process: regulation of cell migration; actin filament organization. NCBI's taxonomy places the organism in Eukaryota, Metazoa, Chordata, Mammalia, Chiroptera, Vespertilionidae. Gene Ontology annotation, cellular component: cytoplasm. Gene Ontology annotation, molecular function: actin monomer binding. Bases 100 to 306 code for a protein of 68 amino acids. The record is from RefSeq and is a predicted model, not a curated record.
AAUGUAAGUAUUAUUACCUUGGCCAGUGUGUGGAGUGGUCUCCCUUUCACCAUCUGCCUUUCUCCAGCCUUCAAGCCUUCAGUCUUUCUUUUAGUCAAGAUGAGUGAUAAGCCAGACUUGUCUGAAGUGAAGUUUGACAAGUCAAAACUGAAGAAAACUAAUACCAAAGAAAAAAUUAUUCUCCCCCCAAAGGAAACUAUCCAGCAGAGAAAGAGUGAGUUCAAAUAUUGUAAAACAAUCUUGUCUGAAGAACAAAUUUCAGCAUUGCCUGACUGCCUUGGAUUUGGGCUUGUUUUUGUGUUGUAGAGAUCUUAGGCAUCGUCUGAUGUCUUCUCACUCAUACGCCCUGGCUAAGAGGUCAGGGGUAACCAAUGUUCUCUUACAUACAAUUUUAAACUCCUCAUUGCUGCAUAAAUUCCAGCUGGCAGACGGUGUUUAACCUCACAUUGAUGGCCUUCGUGUGUGUAGUCCUUGCACCCCCUGUAGGAUGAACCACUUGUAACCUUCUAGGCUGGAUGCUUCCAUUGCUCCCUGAUCUUUACGAAGUGACAUGCUUUGGCAGCUUCUUACAGUUUAUUUCGAAUGUAGCAAUAAGAUAUAUACAUAAUCACUAAACACAAGAAAUAUAAGUGUGAUUAACUGUACUGUAAUAUAAAAACUAUGUAAAAAGUUGGCAUAAAAAACAUUAGGAAGGAGAAUUUAUUUUGCCUCUUACUGCAGGUGAAAGCAGCUUGUCCACUUAAGCCACCCCUGGGAUCACUGUGUUACAGCAGUAUACGUACCCUUCUCUCGAUGAUCAUGACUCAUGUC